This is a messenger RNA of Nymphaea colorata (pocket water lily), 5881 nucleotides long. Its product is annotated as protein GFS12. The transcript is spliced from 18 exons. Bases 170 to 5158 code for a protein of 1662 amino acids. The record is from RefSeq and is a predicted model, not a curated record. Gene Ontology annotation, molecular function: protein binding. Lineage: Eukaryota; Viridiplantae; Streptophyta; Magnoliopsida; Nymphaeales; Nymphaeaceae.
CUGACCCAGUUCGCGCAGGAGAGGACCCCGCGGAAGCCCGAUGUCUUGCGCCUGCCUUUUCCCUGCAGGUUAACGGUACGGACAUGCCAAGAUCCCAAGGAAGAAGGGAAGGGGAGGGAAUCUAGCGAUCCUUCCCGCGGAAUUCGAUCCCGCGAAGCGAAGGCCAAGGAUGAGGGACGAAGCGACGACCUUCGAUCACGAAUCCCAACAGAAGAAUUGUUUCGAGUGCUUGCAGAAGCGGAUCGAGCGCGAUCUCUCCAACAGAGUCCUCUUCUGUUACGGGGUCUCCGAUUCUCCUCUCCCCUUUGGUUCCACUGCAGUGUGCCAGGUUGAAUUGAAUAAGAGGGACGGCACAUUGCCAUGUAAGGAGGAUUCCGUCCAGUUUGAACUGGUGGCUGUAGAAAACACUGAAAACAGAUGCUUGCAAAGAUACAUUGACCGAAAGAUCUUGAGAAAUGGCACCACAGAAAAUAGAUGCGAGAAAGACAAACCGACAUUGUCAAAAAUCAAUGGAAACCAGGUCCAGGUUAAUUUGGGAGCGUUUGAAGAAGAAGAUGAAGCGCUACCUGUGUCGGAGAAUGAGUCCCAUGCUUGUGAUGAUCACACGAAUUUUUGUGAAGAGACUGUAUCUGCCUUAGCGCCAAGUGCAUAUGCUGGUUAUGGUUCUUAUAAGGUCAUAGAGGAACUUCUCCAUAGAUACGUAUCGGGAUCCUUUGAACACAGUUUGAUGUUAUCACUCAUUCUUCUUUUGGAAGGCAGAUCAAGCAAAGAAGUAGGCACAUAUUUUUCAUCUUUACUUGGAUUAGGCAACCGUGGUAAAAAUGUUAGUUCAAGAAGAUUAAGGCAUCCUAAUAUUGCUCCUACUAUAGGUACGUUACAAAUGCCUGGAUAUAUCAACUUAAUUCUUCCAAAGGCUCCAUACACGUUGGAAAAUAUUCUACAUUAUAGCCCUGAAGCAUUAAAAUCUGACUGGCACAUUCGAUUUUUGAUGUACCAGUUGCUGUCUGCAUUGGGGUAUAUCCAUUCCCUAGGGGCUACUCACGGGAGUUUAUCACCUUCUAGUGUAAAACUGACUGAUUCUUUUUGGUGUUGGCUCAGUGUGUUAGAGAGAUACAGUGUGAGAGCUAGGCUGAGCUUGAUGAAUGAAACUAAACUUGUUGCCUCUCAGCCUAGGGUUUGUUUAUGCCAUGGCAAUUGCCCCUGCUCUGGUCUUUAUGCUGAUUUGAGGUUAACAAAUUCUAGUGAUUGGCAAAGAGAUUUUAAGAUGUGGUGGAACGGUGAACUGAGUAACUAUGAAUACCUCCUCAUUUUGAACCAGUUAGCUGGUAGAAGAUGGGGCGAUCCGACUUUUCAUACUGUUAUGCCCUGGGUGAUAGACUUUAGUGUGAAACCUGAUGAGAGCUCUGAUGCUGGAUGGAGAGACCUUCGGAAGAGCAAGUGGAGAUUGGCAAAAGGGGAUGAACAAUUGGAUUUCACAUAUUCAACCUCUGAAAUUCCACAUCAUGUAUCAGAUGAAUGCCUUUCAGAAUUGGCUGUCUGCAGCUAUAAAGCAAGGCGCUUGCCCCUGAGUAUACUGCGGUCUUCUGUUCGCUCUGUUUAUGAGCCCAAUGAAUAUCCUUCCACUAUGCAAAGGCUAUACCAGUGGACUCCUGAUGAAUGCAUCCCGGAGUUUUAUACCGACCCUAGAAUUUUCUCUUCUGUACAUGAUGGAAUGAGCAAUCUUGCAGUGCCAUCAUGGGCAGGUAGUCCUGAAGAAUUUAUAUCAUUGCAUCGUGCUGCUUUGGAAAGUGACCGUGUAUCACAGGAGAUUAACGAUUGGUUUGAUAUUACAUUUGGUUACAAGCUUUCUGGUGAGGCUGCUGUUGUAGCUAAGAAUGUCACUUUACCUUCUUCUGAGCCCCAGAGACCGAGAUCAUCUGGCCGUUGCCAGCUCUUCACUCAACCACAUCCAAAGCGUCGGAGGUCUUUGCUGAAGAAACCUGAUAGGUUUAAACCUCAGCAAGAAAUCAUAUCUCAAGUACAAUCAAAUUGUGACAUAGUUUCUACAGCCAUAACUGAGGAUGCUUCCAGCUGCAUAGGAAUGGCAGAUGGAAGCCUGCGGGAAGUUGAAAACAAUUUGGAACAAUUAGAAAGAACCAUGUCUUUCUGUGAACAAAAUAGGCACUUAAGUCCAUGUUAUAAUUCUCCCCAAGAUUGCACCACCCAGAGGACUAGUCCAGAGUUACCAAGGAAAUAUGAUGACUUACCACAUCCCAGUGAUAUUGACCUAAAUACCCUUCUCGAGUACUUUAACAUUGUUGAUGAUGGUGGAGACCUGGGAUUUCAAGAAUUGUUACUGUGGAAGCAGAAAUCAUCCCACCAGAGGUCCCAGUCAGAGGAUGUCGCACGUGACAUGUUUUCUGUGGGGUGUGUGUUAGCUGAACUUUAUUUGAAGAGGCCACUUUUUGACCCAAUUUCAUUAGUUGCAUACACUGAACACGGUUUGUUGCCAGGACUGUUCCAGAAGCUUCCUCCUCAUGUGGCAUUUCUUGUUGAAGAAUGCAUCCAAAAGGACUGGAAGAGGAGGCCAUCGGCUUAUUGUUUGUUGGAGUCACCAUAUUUUCCUCAAACGGUCAGGUCUGCUUAUCUCUUCAUUGCACCUCUUCAUCUUCUUGCAAGCAAUGGGUCUCGUCUUCAAUUUGCAGCUAAGUUGGCUGGAGAAGGGGCUCUGAGAUUAAUGGGCUCAUUUGCUGCAGAAAUGUGUAUGUCAUAUUGCAUGCCCCUUGUAAUGAGUUCAUUGUCUGAUUCUGAGGCUGAGUGGGCUUCUUUCCUACUGAAGGAAUUUUUAAGAUGUCUUAAGCCUCAGGCAGUUAUUGUAUCUGUGCUACCAGUUAUUCAAAGAGUUCUACAGUCAUCAGAAUACUCUCACCUGAAAGUUUUGCUUCUUCAAAAUUCUUUUAUGCGGGAAGUGUGGAAGAUAGUGGGCAAACGUUCAUAUCUGCAGAAGAUCCAUCCACUAAUUAUCUCAAAUUUGUACUUGUUAGCCCAUAAGAAUUCUGCAUCUUCUGCUUCAGUCUUACUGAUUGCAUCCUGUGAGGAACUUGGCAUUCCUGUAACAAUACAUCAGACAAUCUUGCCUUUGAUCAAUUGCUUUGGAAAAGGACUGGUGGCUGAUGGGAUUGAUUCACUGGUUAGAAUUGGGGGAAUUCUUGGAGGAAAUUUUAUUGUCAGACAAGUUUUACCUUUGAUGAGGAAUGUUAUUUCUUCUUGUAUUGAGCUUUCCCAUAUGAAUAAUCCCGAGCCAUUGCAAAGCUGGAACUCCCUGGCUUUGAUAAAUGGCCUAGAUACAGUGGAUGGAUUAGUUGCACUUUUGCCAAGGGAGGUGAUUCUAAAGGAGUUGGUUCAGGAUCAGGUCUUUCUGCAUGUUAAGAUUCUAAUGCAUCCUAAUGUAGAACAAACAGUGCUUCAGGUUGCAGGGACUACUCUUCUUUCAAUAUGUCAGAAGAUUGGUCCUGAUUUAACAGCUUCACAUGUCCUUCCACAGCUAAGGGACUUGUUUGAUGAACUUGCCUUCUCACAAGAAACCACCUAUGCACUUGGUUCUGAAUCAAUAUCAGGUGAAGAUUUCACAGGAAGUCGUGCGGAGCUUUUGUUACUGUUAUAUCCAUCAUUGGCGUCCCUUCUUGGUAUUGAGAAAUUUCGCAGGUGCUGCACCACAUGGUUACUCCUAGAGCAGUAUCUCUAUAAGCAUUAUAACUGGAAGUGGGAACAUACAGGAGAGACAUGUAGAGCUGGUUGUGAAAAUUCCCCUGCUCAAAUAAAAAGCCACAAGCCAUCAUCAUAUGAGUACAAUCCAGCAAAAUUAUUACUUAAUGGUGUUGGAUGGUCUAUACCACAGUCCCAAGGAGCUAGAAGUGGCAAGAGCUCGGUAAAUUCUAAAUCAGAUGAUGUUCGAGUAACUUCUGAUGAGAAGACUGAACCCUUGCCAAGUUCUGUAAAACCAGAACCGUGGUUUUGGUUCCCCAGUUCGGCUGACAAUUGGGAUGGUCCAGAUUUUCUUAACCGAACUGGUGGGUUGAAGGAUGAACUCCCAUGGAAGAUCAGGGCAUCAAUUCUUUACACGGUUCGUGCACAUCCUGGAGCUUUGAGAGUUUUAGCUGUGGCAGAUGAUGAAUGCACAGUUUUUUCUGGUGGGGUAGGCUCAGGAUUCAAGGGAGUUGUUCAUCAAUGGGAGUUAUCAAGCCUGAACUGCAUUUCUGGGUAUUUUGGGCAUGAAGAGGUUGUAAAUGAUAUCUGCAUCUUGUCUUCCACUGAAAGGAUAGCUUCCUGUGAUGGAACUAUACACAUAUGGAAUAGCCAAACUGGAAAGCUGUUAUCAUGUUUUUCUGAACCUUCAGCAACUUCACUUCUCUCUGGUUCUUCUUCAGCAAAAAAGGUUAACAAUGAAGGAAAUGGUGUGAAUCCUGCAGCACUAUCUGCUGGAAUCCUGUCAACUGCAUUUAAUGGGAGUUUGUACACAUGCAUGCACUAUUUGGGGUUCAACGAUAAACUUUUGGCUGGCAUGGGGAAUGGUUCACUGAGGUUCCUUGAUAUUGCUCAAGAUCAGAAACUGCAUCUGUGGAAGAGUCAAACGGCUGAACCAUGCUUUUCUUCCCUUGUAUCUGCAAUUUGUUCUUGUGGGUCUGACAAUCAUCAAAGUAAAGCAGUUGGAUCUUCACCAUCUUGGGUUGCUGCUGGUCUUAACUCAGGACACAUUAGACUUCUUGAUGCAAGAAGUGGGAACAUAGUUGCUCUUUGGCGGGCUCAUGAUGGGUUUAUAACAAAAUUAGCUGCUCCUGAAGGCCAUUUACUUGUUUCAAGCUCUCUUGACAGAACAAUGAGUGUGUGGGAUCUAAGAAGGAACUCGCCAAAUCAGCGCUAUAUUUUCAGUGGUCAUUCGGGUGGUGUUUCUGGUUUCUCUAUAUGGGGUCAAGAUAUGAUCUCAGUUUCUGGAAACAAGAUUGGUCUUUCUUCACUUUGCCAUUCAGAGGACCGGCAUCAACAGGUUAUUCCACGGAAAUUGUAUACAUCUGAUCGUGGAGCCAGGAACAUGUCAGCUUUGUCUAGCAUCGACAUCCUCCCGUUUUCACGCUUGUUUGCUGUUGGAACAGAAGAUGGUUUUUUGAAGAUAUGUUGUUAGAUCCUUUUACCUCCAAGGCUGGUUAUUUCCAUCAAAGGCUGUCUGCUGAAAAAUCUUUCUUGAGUGAGCUCUGACGCACUCCAUCUUUCAAAUAUGUAUAUAUGGUUAUGCUUAUCUUCAAAGCGGUGUUUUUUUGGAGCUUUACCACAGAGGUGCAAGCUCCAUUGAGUGUCGACUAGAUCUGACAAGCACAUCAAGGCUGGACUAGUUGCUUUCAAAAGAUUGAGGAGGCAGGGGCUGCAUCCACCGUUUGCAGUAAUGGCAUCAUCUAUCAUGUUACUUGUCUUCAUAUGCUCAGCCAAAAGAUUGAGGAGGCAGGGGCUGCAUCCACCGUUUGCAGUAAUGGCAUCGUCUAUCGUGUUACUUGUCUUCAUAUGCUCAGCACCACUACAUGAUAUCAAUUGUUUUCUCAAGUGCCUGUUGUAGAAACGCAUGAAUAGUGGUAAGGAGGCCUAAGUUCUCACCUAAGUAAGUCGAUCCUUAAUUAGUAGCCCUUAAAGCUACUAAUGAUUGUAUUGGUUUGGUUUCCUACCCUAAAUUUGUUAUUGCAGUUCUUCUCAUGCUAAUGGUGUGAGAGGUUUAUGUUUAGCUUAUCUCCAUGUACAUCAGAUCCAUCAUAUUUCUGGUGCUGCAACCGCUGUUGGAGCUUUCAUUUUGUACAUCAUUCUUGGCAUUCAAGAUAGAGGUGCAUAUUACGUUGUUACCAGAUUGGUAGCGACUUUA